UCCGACUCCACCCUGCAACAACAACACCCAUACAGAUUCUCGGCUUCUCCUCUUAGCGUCGGAGAUCUGUUGAUAUGUCCGGGGUAAAAGUUACUGCAUCGUUGGUUCAAAACGGGUUGAGCCAUGAUGAGCCAUGUUGAUUCAUGACUUAUGUCCAGAAUUCUCGGCUUGGCAUCUCUCCUGCCCUCUCUAUAUGAUGGUUGUCUUCCGCCGUCUCAAGAUGGAUUUUCUCAUCAUCAAACACGUCCGCAUCGAACGUGCCCCGGGGAGGAAUGGCUGAGAAACGACUUCCGAAAGGCGCACCCUGGCCCGAGACCAACAGCGCGUCUGCUGUCGAGAUCAAUGCCUCCCCGGAGGACAAUACCACUCAGGCUCCCGACUUUGAGCUGACCGGCCUACCGUUGGCUCUGGUCAUCCUUGGCCUUGGUCUCGCCAUCUUCCUCAUGUCGUUGGACUCGUCGAUCAUUGCAACUGCCAUCCCCCGCAUCACAUCCCAGUUCAACAGCACCGGGGACAUAGGCUGGUAUGGAAGUGCAUACUCCUUCGCCAUGUGCGCUCUGCAGCCCAUUGCCGGCAAGCUGUUUGCAAGCUUUCCCAUGAAGGGGAUGUUCCUUGGGUGUUUGGCCGUGUUUGAGCUUGGUUCACUGCUGUGUGCCCUGGCUGUGAACAGUCCAAUGCUCAUUGUCGGGCGCGCGAUCGCCGGAGCUGGGGCAGCCGGAUGCUUCACGGGAGCCUUUUGCAUCGUCGCGGCAGCUCUCCCGCUUGCCAAGCGCCCCUUCUACGUGGGAAUCCUCCAGUCGACGUUCGGCAUCGCGACCAUCAUCGGACCUAUCCUAGGCGGUGCCUUCACGCAGCACGCGACAUGGCGGUGGUGCUUCUGGAUCAACCUACCCAUUGGCGCCAUCACGAUCGUGGCCCUGGUCUUCUCCUUCAAGCCGCCCCCGCGUGACUCCUCUACAACUUCUCCUAUCCUGCAUCGACUGAAGAGCUUAGAUCUGAUCGGUGCUUUGCUCUUCGCUCCGUCCAUAAUCAUGAUACUCCUGGCCCUCCAGUGGGGCGGAACCUCCUACGCGUGGAAGAGCGCCACCAUCAUCGGACUCUUCAUCGGCGGCGCAGGGCUCGGCCUAGUCUUUGCCUGCUGGCAGGUCUACAAGGGCGACGGGGCCAUGAUCCCCCCGCGCCUGAUGACAGAACGCACCAUGCUUUUCUGCUGCCUCGGGGAAUUCUGCGCCAUGGGCGCCGUCUACAUCUCGAUCUACUAUCUUCCUGAAUGGUUCCAAGUCAUCAAGGGCGCCUCCCCGAUCAAGUCGGGCCUGAUGUAUCUGCCCCUGGCCCUGUCGGACGUGCUCUCCGCCACGCUUACGGGCGCCUCCCUCAAGUACCUGGGGUACCCGAACCCCUACCUGCUGCUCGGCACGGCGCUGAUGAGCAUCGCCACGGGCCUCUUCUCGACCUUUACCCUCACCACCUCGCACGAGCACUGGAUCCCCUUCCAGGUCCUCCAGGGCCUCGGCGCCGGCAUGACCCUGUCCAUGCCCUACGUCGCCACGCAGACCGUCCUCGACCCCGCCGACAUUCCCGUCGGCACCUCCCUGCUCCAGUGCUUCCAGUUCUUCGGUGCCGCCGUCAACCUCGCCAUCGCCGAGGCCCUCUUCGACAACAAGCUGGUCACGGGUCUGGGGGAUCUCGGGCUGCCCGCCGCGGAAGUCGAGCGCAUUGUCAGCGCCGGAUCUGCGGAAGUGCGCAGCGUGGUUCCCUACAGUGGUCUGCCUGGCGUGCUGCAUGCCUACAACCACGCGCUCACCACCACCUUCUACGUCGCUGCGAGCUUUGCCGCUCUGGCCUUUCUGCUCUCGCUGGGCGUCCGGUGGAGGAGUGUCAAGCCGCCGAGUUCGAAGGCUAUUGCUGCUGCUGCAGCGAAUGCGGACGCGGAUGUGGAGGCUAGGUGAUCCGGUCUUGUUGGUGUGGUUCUGUGGUAUAGAUUUUGUUUCCAGAUGUGUAUUUUUGAUAUUUAGAAUUAUAUAUGUCAUUUAAUGAUUGUAUACUAACGAGAAUCUACUG
This is a messenger RNA of Aspergillus fijiensis CBS 313.89, 2061 nucleotides long. Its product is annotated as MDR family MFS transporter. The record is from RefSeq and is a predicted model, not a curated record. Lineage: Eukaryota; Fungi; Ascomycota; Eurotiomycetes; Eurotiales; Aspergillaceae. Bases 273 to 1949 code for a protein of 558 amino acids. The transcript has 3 exons. Gene Ontology annotation, molecular function: transmembrane transporter activity. Gene Ontology annotation, biological process: transmembrane transport.